UCGAGUGAAGGGGCUGCUGAAAAAAAGAGAAACAGUCAUGAGUCGACCGGUUCUGCUUCUGCUCCUCGUUUGCCUGGUGUGUGUGUCGUGCUCUUCAGCCUUCAGAAUGGACCGAUUAGAGCGCUGCCUGUGCAGGAGAGUUUACAGGGUAAACCCUCAGAACAUCGCCGGUUAUAAGGUUCACCGUCCCUCUUCGUCCUGCAAUGCCACCGAGAUCGUGGUGUACCUAAAUAACGGGAGAAAAGUCUGCCUGGAUCCGAAGCAAAAAGCAUGGACAUACAUACUGCAAAAGGAAACAGCUUUUUAGCUCGAACGUUUGUGACCGCAAUGACUUAGCAUUUAUGCAGCGCAUAGCUUUGUCUUUGCAGGCCUCACAAAUGGUAUUCAAUAUCCCAAAAUUAACUCAGGGGACCAAACCUGAAGAACCAAACCUUGUUAGCAAGUUAAGUUAGUGGCCUGUAAACAAUAAAAGCACCAAGCUAAAGACACUUCUAGCUUUUAAUUCAUCUCACACAGCCUCCUGACUUAUUGUAAAUCAUGUUGCUGCAUUUUAUUCAAUAAUUAAUAGUCAUGUUGAGUAAUGUAUUACAUCUCUGCCAGUAUUUUGCCAUAUAGUAGUGCUUCCGUUUUAUAUCAACUGUGUAUUAUGGCAGCUUUGUAUGCUAAUUGUUUCAAAUGAUACUACAAGCUAAUCAGAGUGAAAUGUUGUUGUACAUGAACACGAACAGUAGUAUUGGGGGUUGUAAUGAAAACUGAAAGCUGAAUUAAUAACAGAAAACACAGAAACCCCCAAGAACCCCGAGCUAGUGACAAUCCCAACACAGUGAAGGUUUUUUAUUACUGUGCAAUUGCUAAACCUGUGUCAUUUUGUCUAAGUUAGUAUAUGCACAAAUGCAUGCUGAAUGUAUAAAUAUGACUGCUGUAACAAUUACUGUAACUGUUUAAACGGUGAAGAUUCUGGUCUAGAUGUAAAAGGGAUUUACAAUUUAUAAUAAAAUAC
This is a messenger RNA of Trichomycterus rosablanca, 1000 nucleotides long. RefSeq names its product C-X-C motif chemokine 6. The record is from RefSeq and is a predicted model, not a curated record. Lineage: Eukaryota; Metazoa; Chordata; Actinopteri; Siluriformes; Trichomycteridae. Gene Ontology annotation, molecular function: chemokine activity. Gene Ontology annotation, cellular component: extracellular region. The coding region runs from base 38 to 307 and encodes 89 amino acids. Gene Ontology annotation, biological process: immune response. The transcript is spliced from 3 exons.